Molecule: messenger RNA, 783 nt
Organism: Chrysoperla carnea
Lineage: Eukaryota; Metazoa; Arthropoda; Insecta; Neuroptera; Chrysopidae
Product: forkhead box protein I1c-like
Exons: 3
Biological process (GO): regulation of transcription by RNA polymerase II
Molecular function (GO): DNA-binding transcription factor activity, RNA polymerase II-specific; RNA polymerase II cis-regulatory region sequence-specific DNA binding
Source: RefSeq, a predicted model, not a curated record
AAUGAUAAUGAUGAUGAUGAAAAAGAUUUAACAUCAUUAAAUUGGUUACAUAAUAUAACAAAUAUAAUGGUUAUACCAUCAUUAUCAACAAUACCAACAUCACCAUUAUCACCAACAUUAUCACUAACAACAACAACAACUGAUAAUACAAAUAAUAAUAAUAAUAAUAUAAAUCAAUUAUUAAAUGAUAAAUAUAAAAAUAAUAAAAAAAUCAAUCAAACAAUAAUAAAAUGUAAAGAAGAUUUAUUAUUAAUUGAUAUUAAAAAAUAUAAAACACAAAAAGAAUUAAUCAAUGUAAAACCACCAUUUUCAUAUGCAACAUUAAUAUGUAUGGCCAUGUUGAAGAAUCAAAAUAAAAUGACGCUAUCGAACAUCUAUCAAUGGAUACAAACCAAUUUUUUAUAUUAUCAACAUGCUGAUCCUAGUUGGCAAAAUUCAAUACGUCAUAAUUUAUCAUUAAAUAAAUGUUUUAUAAAAGUAGCACGAUCUAAAAAUGAACCUGGCAAAGGUGGAUUCUGGAAAUUAGAUUUACAACGUUUACAAGAAUCUAAAAAAUCAAGACGUUCAUCAUCAUCACGUUCUAAUUUAACAACUACUACAAAUAUUACACAUGAUGCAGUUACACAUUUAUUAUUAAAUUCAAAUAAAUAUUGUUGUUGGGAUAAUAUUGAUGAUGUUGUUGAUAAUGUUCAUGUUAAUAAUGUUCAUGUUAAUAAUGAUCAUGAUAAUGAUGAUAAUUGUACACAAUUAGAUAUGUUAGAUUCAUUAUUAAAUUCAUUAUAA